CGUUUGUUUGUCCCCCGGCUGUCCUCUCUUGCUUUGCCUGGUGCUUGGUGCCUGGCGUCCAGGGACAUUUCCUUUCAUAAAGACCACUGCCAUCCUUGCAUUAGCAUUUUCAUUGCUGUGGGGGUAACACUCGAGUGUGUGCGUGCUUGGUUGCUUGCUCACUUCGGGCCUUAUUAUGCAGGGACUUGGGAAGACAGAGAGAGGGGAGCAGGGCCGAGACAUCGACCUGACAUCGCUGAGAUCCACCAUGCCAGCAAGCGGCCCUCUGCAGGGAGGUUCCCCCUCUAAUCUGAACAUGAACCUGUAUGCCACGAAAAAGACAGCAGCUGAGGGCAUGUUGGACAUUGCUCUGUUCCUGGCUAACAUCACACACAUGAAGACCGUCAUUGAACAGGGAGCUGGAUACAGGUACUACGCUGCUGUCCUGACGCUCAUCUCUUUCUCCCUGGCUCUCCAGAUAGUGGCUGGAGUCCUGAUCAUCAUAAUUGCUCGUUUUGAGCUGACCCUCCUCCCCUCUUGUCAGCGGUUGUUAAACUUCCUGAACAAUCUGACCACGGGCAUCAUCUUCCUCACCCUCAUCGUCAACAUCAUCAAAGCCGCCUUCGGCACACAACGCAGCUGCUUCCUACGAUGGCUGCUUCAGCGUUUCAUUCUAUGAAACACCCUCAGCAGACACAUUCACACACUCCCGCAGGGACCUAAAUGUGGUGUCCAAUCAGAAACGACUCGAUGACCUGAACAACCUUGCUACAGGCGUCAUCUUCGUCACCACGGUGGUUAACUUCUUUGUCAGCUUCUUCGGAUCCAAGAGGACUGGCUUCUUCCGCUGGCUGCUGGCUCGACUCCACUUCUGACACACAUACACACAACCACAUAUGCACUCAGUGUAUUUCAUCUGUACACACACUUAAACAUAUAGAUUCAAAGUUGAAAUUCACUGCUGACAAUUCACAUACAAUUUGCACAUGUUCAAACAUCAUCAGUUAUUAUUCAGGCUUUUAAAAUUUGAUUCACACUGUAAUCCAACUAAAAUGUUUUCACUUUAACAACUGAAUAUCUAUGUGAAUAUGCAUUAUUUUAUUUACUGCAAUAACCUCCUUGUGGAAAAAUUGUGUUCCGUUAUGUGUAUUUCAAACUUUUUUACAAUUGUGUUUCCCAAUUGUUUGGUUAUUGGUAAAAUUAUAAAAACAGAUUUUCUUUUUAAAUGCAACUUCUUUUAAAAACUUGUUUGACAUUAAAAAAAAUAUUUUGAGAUUCAAUACCAGACACAAACCAGGGUAAUAUAAAUAAGAGACAUCCUGCUAAUUUGUUCGUACACAUUCUCCUCCAAAAAGCUGAAUAAAUGUAGUGAUUUAACAGAA
Molecule: messenger RNA, 1361 nt
Organism: Sander lucioperca (pikeperch)
Lineage: Eukaryota; Metazoa; Chordata; Actinopteri; Perciformes; Percidae
Product: ninjurin-2-like
Exons: 5
Coding region: 176-658 (160 amino acids)
Biological process (GO): tissue regeneration; cell adhesion
Cellular component (GO): membrane
Source: RefSeq, a predicted model, not a curated record